Micromonas pusilla CCMP1545 is the source of this 882-nucleotide messenger RNA. RefSeq lists its product as uncharacterized. The record is from RefSeq and is a predicted model, not a curated record. The transcript is spliced from 4 exons. Bases 1 to 882 code for a protein of 293 amino acids. NCBI's taxonomy places the organism in Eukaryota, Viridiplantae, Chlorophyta, Mamiellophyceae, Mamiellales, Mamiellaceae. Gene Ontology annotation, cellular component: vacuolar membrane; SNARE complex. Gene Ontology annotation, molecular function: soluble NSF attachment protein activity; syntaxin binding. Gene Ontology annotation, biological process: intracellular protein transport; SNARE complex disassembly.
AUGACGGACUACGCCGCGAAAGCGGACGAAUUCAUGAAGAAGGCGCAGAAGAAGCUCAAGGCCGGGAUGUUCGCGUCCAUGUUCGGGAACAAGUACGAGGAAGCGUCGGAGCUCUUAGAGAAGGCGUGCAACAACUACAAGCUCGCGAAGAUGUGGCGAGAGGCCGCGGACGCGUUCGCGCUCCUCGCCGACUGCCAUCUGAAGUGCGACAGCAAGCACGAGGCGGCGCAAGCGCACGUGGAGGCGGCGAACGCGAACAAGAAGGUAGACCCCGCCGCCGCGAUCGCGAGCCUGCGAGUCGCGAUAUCGCACUUCACGGACAUGGGACGGCUGUCCAUCGCGGCGAAGCACCUGAAGGACAUCGCGGAGCAGUACGAAAAAGACGAAAAGGAGGACGACGCGUGCGAGGCGUACAUGCAAGCCGCGGAUCUGUACGGCGGCGAGGAGGUCUCCACGGCGGCGAACAACUGCAAGCUUAAAGUCGCGGAGCUCUCCGCGUCGCUCGAGCGAUACCCGCUCGCGAUCGAGGUCUUCGAGGAAGUCGCGAAGGCGUCCGUCUCGAACAACCUCCUUCGGUUCAGCGUGAAGGGCUACCUUUUGAACGCGGGGUUGUGCCGGCUGUGCUCGCAGGAGCCCGUCGGCGUGAAGAACGCGUUGGAGCGGUACGAAGACUUGGACCCGUCGUUUUCGACGUCCAGAGAGCACACGCUGUUGGCGGACCUGUCGUCCGCGGCGGAGGAAGGGGACCAGGAGAAGUUCACGGCGGUCCUCGCGGAGUACGACUCCAUGAGCCGGUUAGAUCCGUGGAAGACGAAGCUGUUGUUGCGGGCGAAGAAGAAGAUCGCGAAGGACGUCGAGGAGGAGGAGGACGAUCUCACGUGA